UCGCCUUGUUCGAUCAAACGUCAUUUGAAGUUGAACGAAUCUCGUGUGAGGAAGUGCUUGUACGGCGUGAUUUUUGCUGUGCUCGUUUUCUGUGCUCGUGAAUACUGCAAACUAGUGCUCCUAAAAGUUUUCUAAUUUGUUAUUAACACUCUAUAAACAAUAAGAAAGACGAGGCAAGAUGGUGAAAGAAACAACGUACUAUGACAUACUGGGUGUAAAACCCAACUGCACCACAGAUGAAUUAAAAAAGGCUUAUAGAAAACUGGCUCUCAAAUACCACCCAGACAAAAACCCAAAUGAAGGAGAAAGAUUUAAACAGAUUUCACAAGCCUAUGAAGUAUUGUCUAAUCCAGACAAGAGACGCAUUUAUGACCAAGGUGGGGAACAAGCAUUGAAAGAGGGAGGAGUUGGAGCAAGCGGCUUCUCCUCACCCAUGGACUUGUUUGACAUGUUCUUUGGCGGUGGAUUCAGCGGUGGUCGUCGACGUGGUCGUGAACGCAAGGGCAAGGAUGUUAUUCACCAACUGUCUGUAACACUUGAAGAGCUAUACCGUGGAGCUGUAAGGAAACUGGCAUUGCAGAAGAAUGUCAUUUGUGAGAAAUGUGAGGGACGUGGUGGCAAAAAGGGUGCAGUACAGACUUGCCCCACUUGUCGUGGUACAGGCAUGCAGGUUCAAAUUCAGCAAUUGGCACCUGGUAUGAUCCACCAAAUACAGACAGUCUGUAGUGAAUGCCGUGGACAGAGGGAGAUUAUUGAUCCUAAAGAUCGCUGCAAAGUUUGUCAGGGACGUAAGACUGUGCGGGACCGCAAAAUUCUUGAAGUCCAUGUUGACAAGGGUAUGACUGAUGGCCAGAAGAUUGUCUUCAGUGGAGAGGGUGAUCAAGAACCAGAGCUUGAGCCUGGUGAUCUUGUUAUAGUUUUAGAUGAGAAGGAGCAUGAAAUUUUCAAACGCUCUGGUAAUGAUCUCAUUAUCCGGUUGAACAUUGAACUUGUUGAGGCACUGUGUGGCUUCCAGAAAGUCAUCCGGACCCUAGAUGACAGGGAUAUUGUGAUAACUGUACUUCCUGGUGAAGUUACUAAGCAUGGGGAUGUUAAGUGUGUGUUGAAUGAAGGUAUGCCAAUGUACAAGAAUCCAUUUGAAAAGGGCCAGCUUAUCAUCCAGUUCCUGGUCAACUUCCCUGCUCGCAUUCCACCUGAAGUCAUUCCUGCUCUUGAGAACUGCCUCCCAUCACGCCCAAGGAUUGAAAUUCCUGAACUGGCUGAAGAGUGUCAGUUGAUUGACUUAGACCCAGAACAAGAGUCGCGCCGGCGACGCGCACACCAAGGCAAUGCUUACGAGGAAGAUGACGAACAUCCUGGUAUGAACAGAGUACAAUGCGCUACUAGCUAAGACGUCGCCGCAUACCCGCCAAACAACCGCCAGCGAUGGACCUAAUCCAACUAAAGUACUACUAAUUGAAAUAUUAAUAGCAAUAAAAUUAUGUCAUACAUAUUGAUGGAAAAUUUAUUGAUAUGGAUUCUACAAACUAAUAUUGAGUAGUUUGUAUGCAUUAUCUCGCAUUGUAACAUUGAGAUUAUGUACCUUAAUAUUUUAUUUACUAACCUUUUUUGUAAGUAGUUAAAUUAAAUUUAUCAAUCCAACAUUUUAUUUAAACGUAAUUCACAUGUAAAGUCAAUCCAUUGUAUGUAACUCAUUAAUUAUGAUGCUAUUUGUAUUUCAUGAAGUGUAAGGCAAUACUAGCUUAAUUAUUAAAUUAUAAUAUGUGACUGGCUACUAGUUUUUCAAUUUAUAUCAUAUUGUAAACAUCACAUUCUACUGCUACUGCUUAUCCUGUCCUUGAAGACGCUAAUGUAACAUUGAGUGAGCAAAGCAUUUAGGUUUAAAUUUUACCUGCUUUUCCCAAACCUGGCAUUAUUUAUGUAAUUUUAAGUUAAACUUCUUAGUCUCAAUGUAGGUCCAUUGUUCAAGGUGAAUAAUUAAUUUGGUGAAGUAACAAUCUUUACUGUGAUUUAGUUUUCUAUCAACAUACCUCUUUUAGACUCAAUUUAUCUAUAUCUAUUCAGAACCUUAGUAUUUAACAACCAUCAAGGCAUGUUAGCAAAUAUUGAUUUCAUAAAGUUGUAUUUUUUGUUUUAACAUAUUCAGUGCUUAUACAAUUGAAUUCAUAGCUUGUAAUCAAAGCUUUGUACCACCAGAACUAUUUUACGAUUUACAUGCUUGUAAAAUGUGCAUGAAUUCAGAAGUUCUCUAGUAAAAUACCAAUAGCGUAGUAAUUGAACAAUUACUAGGUUUUUUUUUACGCACGCAAUUCCAUUAAAUAUUGUAGGCAAUAUUUUCGAAGAUUCUCUAAUUUCAAGGCACUGGAAAUGUUAGACGCUUUAUUUUAUGACUAUCUACUAUUUAUGUUUAAAUUAAACAUAAUAACGUUUUAUUUAAAGUAUAACUAAAUGCACUGUAUGCUAGUUUAAGGUGUUGUAUGGGAACAUACCAUAAUAUAGGCCUGUGAUUCGUAAUGAUUUGUGGUUGAAUGGUUUAUGGCUUGUCAUUUUAUUCUCAUAAAAAUAGCUGAAGUUUAGUUUAUAAAUAAAGAUUUUGUCUCAAA
Messenger RNA from Spodoptera frugiperda (fall armyworm), 2603 nucleotides. RefSeq names its product dnaJ homolog subfamily A member 1 (gene Droj2). Gene Ontology annotation, molecular function: Hsp70 protein binding; ATP binding. Gene Ontology annotation, biological process: protein refolding; response to heat. The coding region runs from base 179 to 1390 and encodes 403 amino acids. The transcript has 8 exons. NCBI's taxonomy places the organism in Eukaryota, Metazoa, Arthropoda, Insecta, Lepidoptera, Noctuidae. The record is from RefSeq and is a predicted model, not a curated record. Gene Ontology annotation, cellular component: cytosol; cytoplasm.